ACACUACAAAGUAAUUUUUGGCUCUCUCAUCUCACCUUCUUUACAGGUCUUGCACGAGACCGAGGUUAUCGACCCAGAACGAUGUGGCUCUGAUUUUUUGCGUCCCGUGACCGCCUGUGGAGGCGACUCGUCGCGGUCAAUUUCCUUUUUGGAUUGGGUGCAUGAAAAUCAAGCUCGACGGAUGCGAAGUCGAAGCGAAUGGUUUUUGUCUCCAACGGUGAUGACGUCGCGGCCGGGCUCGGAUGCGCCCGAUCGUGAUUUGUUUGCCAUUAGCGCUUCUGGCCCUGUUGGCUUUGCUGAGGCAGACGAACCACAGAUCUCUGAUAAAGCUCCCCUGAUACAGAAGAAUAUCUCCAAAAUCAGCCGCGGUGAACGCUUUCAUCAAUCAAAAAAGGGGAGGCAAGUGUUAGAGGUAUGUUAA
Messenger RNA from Cylicostephanus goldi, 421 nucleotides. Lineage: Eukaryota; Metazoa; Nematoda; Chromadorea; Rhabditida; Strongylidae. The record is from the annotation of a GenBank genome assembly.